AUGACGUUUAGAAAUGCGAAAGAGAGAACUGGGUAUAAGAAGUAAAAACAAUCAUAGUAAUUUUUUUAAAACAUAAUUUCAAUUAUAAAAAGACAUAUACAUAAUAUAUUAAUAACAAUGAUUGGAACUAAUUUUGGUAUUUAUCGCCCAAACUCAUCUAACUCAAAUGCAGCGAAUUCAGUUGGCUCCAUUGCACCUGAGGAAAGAGCCGCUGUUCAGCAGUUGAGCGAUUUUAUGCUGCAACUGGAGGAUUACGUACCCACCGUGCCAGAUGCCGUAACUGCUUGCUACCUAAAUUCGGCCGGAUUCGAAUCAAAUGAUCCGCGUAUAGUGCGUCUUAUAUCCGUGGCCACACAAAAAUUCAUUUCCGAUGUCGCCAAUGACGCAUUGCAGCAAUGCAAAACUCGUUGCAAUAGUCAAAGUAACGUGCCUGGUACACACACACCGGGUCAAAAACCAGUAAAAGAUCGUAAAUACACUUUAACCAUGGACGAUUUGGCACCCGCACUUGCCGACUAUGGCAUUACAGUGCGAAAGGCACAGUACUUCCCUUGAGUAAAAUACAUAACUAUUAUUGUAAUGGCUUUUUAUUGUACGUUGUAUCAUGAUUAUUCGCAUGAAAUAAAUUCAAAAUAUAAAUGA
Messenger RNA from Zeugodacus cucurbitae (melon fly), 642 nucleotides. It is a transcript of the gene Taf10b, whose product is annotated as transcription initiation factor TFIID subunit 10b. Gene Ontology annotation, biological process: transcription initiation at RNA polymerase II promoter. The transcript has 2 exons. Gene Ontology annotation, molecular function: promoter-specific chromatin binding; RNA polymerase II general transcription initiation factor activity. The coding region runs from base 118 to 555 and encodes 145 amino acids. Gene Ontology annotation, cellular component: nucleus; SAGA complex; transcription factor TFIID complex. Lineage: Eukaryota; Metazoa; Arthropoda; Insecta; Diptera; Tephritidae. The record is from RefSeq and is a predicted model, not a curated record.